ACGCCGUUUUUUGGCCCUAGCACUCAAGGACGCACGAGUUUUGAUAAGGAAGGAUCGCGAGUGAAUUCUCGCACAGCUGUGCGCAGCGUGAACGAGGCGAUGCAUCUGGGCGCCCACCACGAAGAGCUGCGCAGGGCAGGGCACGCGAGGCGCAGACUACUCGCACUAAACACGGAGCCCGACUUGAAACGACUCAUCACGUACGCUGAAAAGUACCCCAAGGGCGCGACGCCGACAUCCAUCCCCGGCGGCCGCGAGGUCGCCGACGCGUUAUCACUGGGCGAACGCAUGACCGUGCUACGAGAGCUGCGCUCCGCGAUUAAACCGGAGGUCGCGACGUGGACGCCGAACGUGAAGGACAAGGUCCUGUGCGCGGGGUCGUGGCUGCCGGCCGGCGAGGAACCGGUCUACGAGACGACGGACGUCGUCGUCGGCGACCGCACGUACGCCGUCAAGCAGUGCACGCAGCACUGCCUCGGCAGCGGCUCGCGGCUGUGGGCGUCGGCCGUCGCGCUGUCGCGGCACCUCGUGGGCAAUCCAAUAGUGCGCGGCAAGCGCGUCGUCGAGCUUGGCAGCGGCGUCGGGCUCGUGGCACGAGUCUGCUGUGACCUGGGGGCGGUCGUUCUCGCGACGGACGCCGAAGAACGUCUGCUGGACGUCGUCCGGGCGAACGCUCCGGCCGCUCAAGUAAAACGCCUCGACUGGGCCACGCCGGACCUGUCCGAUACUUUUGAUGUCGUGCUUGGCGCGGACCUCAUCUACUCGUCGGGCGCGAUGGCAUCCGGGCUCCUCGAGACGUGUACGUCGUUGUGUCGAUCGGGCGGUCGACUAUUACUGUGCGUCCCGGCGGGGCGGCACGGCCUGGACGAGCUCGUCAACGCGAUCAAUCAGGACGCGCGCUGGGGCGCCGCCGCCGUCGAGCGGUUCUGCGCAAAUGACGUGGCCGAGGGCCACGCGUUCCUCCUGGUCGGAGCGACGCGGUCGGAGCCCGUGCCGCACCCCGUGCGCGCGGACGCUCUGGCCUUGCGCCGGUCGGGGCAACUGCCCGCCUCUUCCGGGUUUUGCGGCGAGCCGAGCGGCCUGCCCCUGCCGAGA
Molecule: messenger RNA, 1095 nt
Organism: Pelagomonas calceolata
Lineage: Eukaryota; Pelagophyceae; Pelagomonadales; Pelagomonadaceae
Source: the annotation of a GenBank genome assembly